Molecule: messenger RNA, 840 nt
Organism: Linnemannia hyalina
Lineage: Eukaryota; Fungi; Mortierellomycota; Mortierellomycetes; Mortierellales; Mortierellaceae
Source: the annotation of a GenBank genome assembly
AUGGACCAAGUCGGGAUUCAAUCACCAGCAGGAGGAAAGCACGACGGUCAUGACACGGAGUGCAACGCUGAAUAUGACUUGAAUCACCAAAGGAUGCAAGAAUACCUAGAGACAACCAUGCAAGGAAAAGAAGAGGAGGAGGAAUUCGACCGGUACAAGAACAACCCAGAGCUGUUAGGCGAGACAAAGUCCAAGGCAACCCGCAUGUUCUCCUAUGACUGGGCAAAUGGGUACGUGUCCCCCUUCAGACCAACACCACGCGACAUCCUCACCAACAUGCUCCAGCACGUCGACUUUUCCACCACAGAAACCAACAGAGGCAGCAGCGCGAUACUAGACCUAGGAUGCGGAGACGGUUUAGUCUUGGUCCAAGCACUCGAAACUUUUCCUCGCUCACAACUCUCACGCGCGAUUGGCGUCGAUCUAGACCGACCCCUCCUCGAAGCCGCCCACGACCGCAUCCAACAACAACACCCUUCUUCCACGCAACCACAAUCGGCAUCAGAAUACGAUAUCUUGUCACGGUUAGAGUUGUACCAUGGAGACUUGACAACCAUGCAGGACCCUCUCACCACCAUCAUGGCACCACCUACCCCCCAAAACACGACACCAUCACCAACAGCAACAAUGGACACAUUGAUCAGCGAGAGCUCACACCUAUUCGUCUACCUACUCCCAGAAGCACUCUCAAAACUGGCCCCUUUGCUGUUAGACGCGAUGGUGACAAAACAUAAAGUCGUUCUGUCGAUGCGGUGGGAGAUUCCAGAACUGAGCGACUACCUCGUCCAUGGCGGCGAGCACCACCAGUUCUACAUCUACCAGUCUACUAUGCAGUCGUAG